UGGUGUUCCACUCAGCUGCUCGCACAACGCGCGCUUCCUCUUAACAGCCCGUUCUGCUUCCCGUUCAAUCAGCGGCGAGUCGAGCCGGCGCGUCUCCUCCAUCGCAGCACUUUCAAGAAAUAGCCAUGGCCACAUACCGCCCCGACAUCAUGGAGAGAUACCUGGAGCUCGAGCAGCCAGAUGAUGUGGUAUUCUGCACGUACGUGUUCGUUGACGGCACCCUGGAGAAUGUGCGCGCCAAGACGCGGACCCUCGACUUCGAGCCGAAAGCGCCCGAAGACUGCCCACGCUGGACGUUCUGCGCCCUGGGCACGUACCAGUGGGGCGACGCUGGCGCGAAGUCCGAGAUGUACAUGGAGCCCGUGGCCCUCUUUCGUGAUCCCUUUCUCAAGGGACGGAACAAACUGGUGCUGUGCCAAGUGUUAAAAUACGACGGAACGCCGCACGAGACAAACACGCGCCAUUCGUGCGUCGAGGUGAUGACGAAAGCUGGCACCCAGGAGCCUUGGUUUGGCAUCGAGCAAGAGUACGCGAUUCGAGGAAGGGACGGUCUGCCACUAGGCUGGCCCAGGGACGGACACUCAAUUAGGCCGCUGGGACCAUUCUUCUUCGGUGUCGGAGCGGAGAACACAAUCGGAAGGCAAAUUUCAGAUGCCCACCUAAAGGCCUGCGCUUACGCCGGGGUCAAGAUCAGCGGAACCAACUCCGAGGUUGUCCUUUCGCAGUGGGAGUACCAAGUGGGACCGCUGGAAGGUACAGCGGCGGGCGAUCAUCUGUGGAUCUCGCGCUAUAUCCUCAAGCGGGUGGCGGAAGAGUUCGACGUGGUCAUCUCGUUCGACCCGAAGCCCUUCGAGAACGACGCCCUCUGCGGCUCCGGAGGACACAUCAAUUUCAGCACGAAGGACAUGCGCAAGCCGGGAGGCCUCGAGCACAUCAAGGUGGCGCUGCAGAAGCUCGAAGCCAAUGCCGCCGAGCACCUGCGCGUCUACGACCCGCGCAAGGGCGGCGGGGCCAACCGACGCCGCCUCGGGGCCGGCAUGCUGGCGACGCCCAACGAGAACUUCGUCGUCGACUCGUGCUCUCGAGAGGCCAGCGUCCGCGUGCCGCGCCUCGUGUACGACGCCGGCCAAGGGUACCUCGAAGACCGCAGGCCCGGCGCAAACGUCGAGCCGUACAGCGCCACAGCGGCCAUCGUGAAGACCGUGUGUCUCUGAGCCUGCAUGGCCGGGGAGACCAUGGACUGUAUACCUACAUCAGCUUCUCAUCGCUGCGUUCUGCAAAGACAAUCAAGGGGCCGUUCCAUUUUCAGCCUGCUGGGAGCCAUCGAUCUAAAAAAAGCUGGGCUAUUCACAUAA
Molecule: messenger RNA, 1355 nt
Organism: Rhipicephalus microplus (southern cattle tick)
Lineage: Eukaryota; Metazoa; Arthropoda; Arachnida; Ixodida; Ixodidae
Product: glutamine synthetase
Cellular component (GO): cytoplasm
Molecular function (GO): glutamine synthetase activity
Source: RefSeq, a predicted model, not a curated record